Podarcis raffonei (Aeolian wall lizard) is the source of this 879-nucleotide messenger RNA. Its product is annotated as GTPase IMAP family member 4-like. Gene Ontology annotation, molecular function: GTP binding. The record is from RefSeq and is a predicted model, not a curated record. The transcript has 2 exons. NCBI's taxonomy places the organism in Eukaryota, Metazoa, Chordata, Lepidosauria, Squamata, Lacertidae. Bases 63 to 800 code for a protein of 245 amino acids.
CCUUUUGCUUCCAAUCUAGAAAUCCUAACUAUUGGCUUGUGGAUUUUUCUGCUUGUCUGAAUAUGGCUGGGAGAAGCACAGAACUGAGGAUCGCCCUGGUUGGCAAAACUGGAGCUGGGAAAAGCGCAACAGGAAACACCAUCCUGGGGGACCAGAGGUUUAUAUCACACCUCUCUCCUUCCUCCGUGACAGCAAAGUGUCAGAAAGAGGACACUGUCAUUGGUGGUAGGAGAAUUGUGGUGGUUGAUACGCCUGGCUUUUUCGACACAAAUGUUCCAGAAGAUGUGACUACCAAGGAAAUCAAGACCUGCGUGAAGCACAUCUACCCAGGAGCCCAUGUCAUCAUACAAGUCAUUCAGCUGGCUCGUUUCAGCAAGGAGGAGAAAGCCGUUGCUCAGUUAAUCCAGAAGAUAUUUAGCUGCAAAGCCAAGGACUACAUGAUCAUCUUGUUCACCCGGAAGGAAGACCUGGACGAUAAGCCUUUGAAAGAGUUCUUGGUGGAGGGAGACCAGGAUCUGCAGAACCAGAUCGCUCAGUGUGGCGGGAGAUGCCUGGCUUUCAACAACAAGGCGAAAGGGCAGGAAAGAGAGGAGCAGGUGGCCGAAUUGCUUGGGAUGAUCGACCACCUGGUCCAAAAGAACAAGGCAGCCCCCUGGUACACUGAAGAGAUGCUAGAGGAGGACAAAGAAGAGAUUGAGAAGAUGAAGAGGAAAAUACGUGAGGAGGUGGAAAAGGAAGUAGCUGCCAGGGCAGUAAAUGAUUUAUUAUAUUCAUUUCACUCAGCAUGUAAUAUACUCUAAUAAGUACAAUGAGAAGAGGUUGAGAGGAUGAAGAGGGAAAUACGAAGGGAAGUGGAAAGGGAAAUUCAUGAAGAGAAGA